GUGACAUAUAAAGCACAGCCCUUCCGGCCUUUAUUCGCUAAACGGCGACGUUUUUACCCUAUUUUUUAAAAUUUUGUUUAUUUUCUUCUUCUCCUCCGCCGUGCGCCGGAUUCUUUUACAUUCAGGGCAAGGAGGUUGUGCAGAAGUCAUAGACAUGGCGAGAACUGCCCUAGCAGAGCUAAGCGACAAGAUUAUGCUGGAAAGCCUCACAAGAAUUUUGAGUUCAAACACAGUUCCACUCCAAGAAUCCCUAAUCCCAUUCAUACCCCACCUUAGCAACGACCCUUCUCUCCUCCUCUCCGUCCUCUCCUCGCCGUCUCUUGCUCGACGGCCGACGACCCUCCUCUCCUUCUUCAAAUGGGCGAAGGCCACCUUCCCCCUAUCCCACAUAGUCCACUCCCCUCGUCCUCUCCACUGCCUUCUCCCUUCGCUCCUCUCACACAGAAAAUUCCCCGACGCUAAAUCAAUCCUCUGCUCCUUCAUUGCCUCCGACUCCCUAAGCUCCCUACAUUACUCCCUUCUGCAUCCUAAGAAGACCCAGAAUCCAACACCUACAAGAGAGCUGUUGGAUACCGCUAUUGGAGCCUAUGUCCACUGCUGUAGACCACACCAUGCCGCACAGUUGUUUUACAAAAUGAAGAGGAUGGGGAUCAAACCAAACUUGCUCACAUGCAAUACCCUCCUCAAUGCUUUAGUAAGGUACCCUUCUUCGCAUUCUAUACAUCAAGCUAAUGAAAUUUUCAAGGAAAUGGUUGAGCUUGGAGUAAAACCUAAUACGAGGACUUUCAAUAUUUUGAUCUAUGGGUGUUGUUUGGAAUGCAAAUUUAAAGAUGCUCUAGAGUGGGUGGGGAAGAUGGGGGAGUUUGGUUGUUUGCCUGAUAAUGUAACAUAUAAUUCGAUAUUAGAUGCUUUGUGUAAGAAAGGGAGGUUGAAUGAGGCAAGGGAUUUGUUGAUAGAUAUGAAGGAAAAGGGAUUGUUUCCAAAUAGAAAUACCUAUAAUAUUUUGGUUUGUGGGUAUUGUAAGGUUGGCUGGUUGAAGGAGGCAGCAACGAUUAUUGAGUUGAUGACACAGAAUAACUUGUUGCCUGACGUUUGGACAUAUAACAUGUUGCUUGGUGGGUUGUGCAAGGAGGGUAGGAUCGUGGAUGCAGUUAAGCUUAGAGAUCAGAUGGAGAAUUUGAAGUUGUUGCCUGAUGUUGUCACGUAUAACACGCUGAUUAAUGCAUGCUUUGAGUGGGGUAAUAGCUCUGAGGGCUUUAAGUUGCUCGAGCAUAUGGAGGAGAAGGGGGUGAAACGAAAUGCUGUUACCCACAAUAUCAUGGUUAAGCGGUUCUGUAAGGAAGGGAAGAUGUAUGAAGUGGGUAAAACCAUUGAUAAGAUGAAAGAAAGUGGGUUUUCACCGGAUAGUGUUACUUACAAUACUUUGAUAAAUGCCUAUUGUAAAGCAGGGAACAUGGGAGAAGCAUUUAGAAUGAUGGAUGCGAUGGGCAGGGAUGGUUUGAAAAUGAACAGUAUUACUCUCAAUACUGUUCUUCAUACUCUCUGCUCGGAGAAGAAGCUUACGGAGGCCGAUCAAUUGCUGGAGAGUGCCUGUAAGCGAGGCUACUUUGUUGAUGAGGUAAGCUAUGGAACUUUGAUCACUGGACACUUCAAAAAUGAAAAGGUAGACAGAGCUUUGAAGCUUUGGGAUGAGAUGAAGGAGAAAGAGAUCUUUCCGAGUAUCAUCACAUACAACUGUAUGAUUGGAGGGCUUUGCCAAUCAGGGAAAACCGAUCAAGCGAUAGAGAAGUUGAAUGAGCUUCUAGAGUUUGGUUUGGUCCCGGAUCAAACUACCUACAAUGUGAUUAUCCAUGGAUAUUGCCAGGAGGGAGAAGUAGAGAAAGCAUUUCAGUUUCACAACAAAAUGGUUGAGAAGUCAUUCAAACCGGAUGUAGUUACCUGCAAUAUUCUUCUACACGCACUCUGUAGAAUAGGUAUGCUAGAGAAGGCUCUUAAGCUCUUCAACACUUGGAUUUCAAAAAGCAAAGAAGUUGAUGUUGUCACAUACAACACAAUGAUACUAGGUUUAUGCAAAGAAAGAAGAUUUGAGGAUGCUUUCGAUUUUCUUGCAGAAAUGAAAGAAAAGAAACUUAUGCCUGAUCAGUAUACAUAUAAUGCCAUUCUUGGUGCGCUAAUGGAGGCUGGUAGGAUUAAUGAAGCAGAGGAGUUCAUGUCAAGAAUGGUUGAAAAAGAUGAAAUAGUGGAUCUGCCCUUAAAAUUGCACAAGGCUGAAGAAACGGUUGUCAGGGAGGCACCAAAUGAAGCUGCUUCUAGUUCCAGGGCGCCAAAUGAAGCUGAUUCUAGUUCCAGUGCUUACUCAGAACAAAUCAGUGAGCUGUGUAACCAAGGGAGAUAUAAGGAUGCAAUGGAUAUCUUUGAUCAAUUGACACAAAAAGGCAUCAUUUUAAACAAAUCAACCUAUAUUGUUUUGAUGAAUGGGUUAAUUAAGAGGCGAAAAACGAUAUCUAAAGCUGCGCACUAGUGGUAAAUUCCUUCUUGGGCAUCCUCAGUUGCUUGAGAUGGGCAUGAGCAGCAAAGUGGUUUUAUUUAGAUGCAAUGUCAACUAAGCUGGAGGAGUUCAGGAGGAAGCAUUUAUUGGAUGGAGUACAGUUCUGGUCUCUGCAAUCAGUGUUGCUGGCUGAAUUUAUUGAAUUUAUUUUCCUGGAGGACGGGCUUUAUUGUUUUUGCGUUGAAAUGGUUUAUGAUCUUAGUGCAAUCAUGGGACAAUUAUAAUGUCUGCUGUUGCGAUUUAAUGGUUACAGUGGGAAUUGAUACUGGUUCUUGUUAAAAUGGAGGCAUCUGAAGCUUGGCGUUAAUUAAUUCCCACGAUUGCUGCAGUGGAUAACCAUUGCUGUCUGGGGGCGUUGGUGUGGGUGUUGGAACUAGAGGCAGUUGUGUAGCGGAGUUGUGUGUUCCUGGGCCGGAUGUGGGCUGCUGGAGUUUACUAACGUUUGUUCGUUUGGUAGGAUUUUCACCCACAAACUGAUGUCCAGACAGAGCGGUUUAAUUUGAAAUGAAGAGUCUCUGCAACAUUUCGUUAAUGCCAACCAGGUGCAGCUACUUGAUGUUGCAAAAUUAUGUUUCACUCGGAGAAGAGCUCUUCAACUAACACAAGUCCCUUUGAGCUUGUUACGACAUACUGUUGACAAGUACGAAGGAAAGAGUCCCCAGGCCUUCUAUUUCACCAAGGAGUGGAGGGAAAAUGCAGACAUUGCUCGAGCUUUUCUUGAGAAAGCCUCAAAGAAAGCGCAUGAAGAAGUGGGCAGACAUGGUAUUGAUGAAGCUAUCUCCAGAAUAACUCAGAUUCCUCCAAAAUCAAGGUACAAAAGACUCAUCCGCAAGUACGAGUAUGAAGGGUCAGUUCCAGUUAUAGAGUGGGCAAAGCUUCAUACAUGAUUGAUCUACCAGAAUGGUGGAAAGUCCACCCAGUGUUUCUGAAGCCAUAUCAUGCUGAUCCAGAAGAUGCAGACUGCGGAGUGCAAUCGACCAGCCAUCAACAGCAAGCGACAACCGAGCAAAGAAGUGGAAGAGAGACUACUAGCGGAGAGAGUCAUCACAGUGUCACGCCGACGCCACGAGUUUCUAGUCAAGUGGAGGAAUCCCGGAAACGAGGACGGUGGGGAGAGUUUCAUAUGGCCAAUUCUUUUACAUGUAUUAGUUGUGGGGAACAUGGGAGUGGAAAUAUUGUACUUGACAAAUGCAUUUCUUUUGUAAUUUCGAAGGGGUGUGAGUGUGUGACCCUCAUGAAACCUUGAAUAACCUGAUAGUUGUUUCUUGGGCAAACUCACGUAAAGCACAAGAAAGUUUGAGAAUUAAUUCUCAGAAAGUUUUUUUUUUAUUAAUUCAA
This is a messenger RNA of Tripterygium wilfordii, 3886 nucleotides long. RefSeq names its product pentatricopeptide repeat-containing protein At2g16880-like. The record is from RefSeq and is a predicted model, not a curated record. Bases 155 to 2521 code for a protein of 788 amino acids. Gene Ontology annotation, molecular function: protein binding. NCBI's taxonomy places the organism in Eukaryota, Viridiplantae, Streptophyta, Magnoliopsida, Celastrales, Celastraceae. The transcript has 2 exons.